Gadus macrocephalus (Pacific cod) is the source of this 7503-nucleotide messenger RNA. Its product is annotated as insulin-like growth factor 1 receptor. Gene Ontology annotation, biological process: glucose homeostasis; positive regulation of kinase activity; insulin-like growth factor receptor signaling pathway. Gene Ontology annotation, cellular component: membrane; axon; insulin receptor complex. Bases 1018 to 5115 code for a protein of 1365 amino acids. The record is from RefSeq and is a predicted model, not a curated record. The transcript is spliced from 21 exons. Gene Ontology annotation, molecular function: insulin receptor substrate binding; ATP binding; phosphatidylinositol 3-kinase binding. NCBI's taxonomy places the organism in Eukaryota, Metazoa, Chordata, Actinopteri, Gadiformes, Gadidae.
CCCGCGCGAUUAGCCAGUGACGUCAGUGGGGGUGGCAAGUGGAAUCACGUGACAGCACUUGGACGUUGGAGGUCCAUUUCCUACAAGCCGCAGCGAGACAUUAUAAAGUGGAGCGGUGCGACUGCUGCUUGUUUACAGCGCGGAUCCCACGGUGUGCGGCGGGGAGUUCACAGCGCUCACAGCCGUCGACCAGCAGCAAAACACAACCAGAGCCUCCAGCCCUCCACAACAGACCGCCUUGGAUCAUCACACGGCGAGUAUACCUCAGCUUUAAUACAUUUCGCCAUCGUCCAUCCACGUUUUCCCUGUGAAACGAAGACGCAAUUCGCCAGUGCGUGCAGGAACUAAAAAGGACCGAAGACGUCGGGUAGGCUGCUGGUGCUGAACACGUUAUCCAGGACCUGACUGCGACGGGCAGAUAUUGGAGAUUAACUGUGUGUGUCGGUGUGUGUUUCCGAUGAGGAGGUUGUUUUCCCGUUCCUUCAUGUGUUCCACGCACUACGGACCGUAGUCUGGCGAUAUCCAGACCUAUUUACCCCGGUUUUUUUUUUAAUCGGUUGCCCGCUAUUUUCAGGCUCUGCGAGGCUGGCAUUUCAAGAAAUGGAGUCGGAGGAUGCGGUUGAUCGCAAAGGGAUUCGUGAUGCGAUUUUUUCGGCACCGUUUUUCGGUACCACGUCGUUCUGCCGCUAGCACACGAACACGCCACGACUAUGCCGAUUAAAACAAGAUUUAUCGCCCGAAGGAUAAAUCGGUGAUUUUCGCCGCGGAUCGACGGAGCCUGCCGCUCUCUCUCCCCCAAGACAUUCCACAGCAGCAGCACGAGACGAACACUGGGAGCUCGUGCGUGAGAGCCAGUUGAGCUAAGCUAAGCUAGCCCUGCUCCCCCCCGUCCAUAAGACCCGCUAGAUCCACCGGGUCGCUGCUGAAGAACGACUCGUGUGUGUGCGUGUCUCUGCGCCCCCUCAUCACAUAGUAGCUAUCCCGUGUGUACACACGCCUACGGCCCCGGUGAGGAGGAUGAGUCGGCCGGGGACCAGGAGGUGCCUCACGGAGGGAGAUCCGUUGACCUUGUUCUGCUGGCUCCUGCUGAUCCUGGGUCUGUCCACGCGCUGCAUUCGGCCCGCCAAUGGAGAAAUCUGUGGCCCCAGCAUCGACAUCGGCAACGACAUCAGCGAGUUCCACCGGCUGGAGAACUGCACGGUGGUGGAGGGCUACCUGCAGAUCCUGCUCAUCGGCGACAAGAACAGCAACGUCGCCAACCAGGAGCUGUUCCGCUCGCUCAGCUUCCCCAAGCUCACCAUGAUCACGGACUACCUGCUGAUGUUCCGCGUCUCGGGCCUGGUCAGCCUCAGCACCCUGUUCCCCAACCUCAGCGUGAUCCGCGGCCGCAACCUCUUCUACAACUACGCCCUGGUGAUCUUCGAGAUGACCAGCCUGAAGGACGUCGGCCUGUACAGCCUGAAGAACAUCACGCGCGGGGCCAUCCGCAUCGAGAAGAACCCCGAGCUGUGCUACCUGGACUCUGUGGACUGGUCGCUCAUCAUGGACGCCGAGUUCAACAACUUCAUCGCCAGGAACAAGCAGGCGAAGGAGUGCAGCGACGUGUGCCCAGGUAUCAUGGAAAACCGCCCGCAAUGCGGCCGCACCAUGUUCAACCACAACUACAGCUACCGCUGCUGGAGCUCCAGGCACUGCCAGAAAGAAUGCCCUGAGGCGUGCGCACGGCGGGCGUGCACCGCGGCUGGGGAGUGCUGCCACCCGCAGUGCCUGGGCGGCUGCACGGCGGCAGCGGACGCCACGGCCUGCGCGGCGUGCGUGCUCUACCACCACGGGGGACGCUGCGUCCCCGACUGCCCCGCCGGCACCUACCGCUUCGAGGGCUGGCGCUGCAUCUCGGCCGAGCUCUGCUCCCGGGUGCACCUGCCCUACUUCGACCGCUUCGUCAUCCACGCCGGGGAGUGCAUGUCCGAGUGCCCCUCGGGGUUCACUCGCUCCACCAUCGACAGCAUGCGGUGUUCGGCCUGCGAUGGCCUGUGUGAUAAGUACUGCGAGGAGAAGGUCAUCGACUCGGUCGACGCGGCGCAGUCGCUGAAAGGCUGCACCGUUAUCAGAGGCAACCUGCACAUCAACAUCCGCAGAGGACACAACAUGGUGUCUGAGCUGGAGAGCUUCAUGGGUCUGAUCCAGAGAGUGACGGGCUACGUGCUGAUCAGACACUCUCACACCCUCAGCUCCCUGUCCUUCCUCAAGAACCUCCGCUACAUCGACGGAGAGGAGCUCCUGGACGAUUCGUACGCCUUCGCUGCGUUCGACAACCAGCAGCUGCAGUACCUGUGGGACUGGAAACAGCACAAUCUGACCAUCCGCAACGGCAGCCUCCUCUUCCAGGGCAACCCGCGGCUCUGCAUGUCGGAGAUCCACGCAAUGUGGAACAAGACGGGGGUGCGCAGCCACUUUGAGGAGAAGGACUUCCGCAACAACGGCGACAGAGCCAGCUGUGAAAGCACCGUGCUGCAGUUUAAGUCCAACAGCACCAGAAGUACCAGGAUCAAACUGACCUGGCUGCGCUACCGCCCACCCGACUACAGAGACCUCAUCAGCUUUGUCGUCUACUACAAGGAAGCACCCUUCCAGAACAUCAGUGCGUUUGAAGGCCAGGAGGGCUGUGGCUCCAACAGCUGGAACAUGGUGGACGUGGAGCUCCACGAGGACCGCGAAGUGGACCCGGGCGUGCUGCUGUCCAACCUGAAGCCCUGGACCCAGUACGCCGUGUUCGUGAAGGCCAUCACCCUCAUGGUGGAGGACAAGCACACGCCUGGGGCCAAGAGCAAGGUGGUGUACAUCCACACGAGCCCUGCAGCGCCCUCCAUGCCUCUGGAUGUGCGAGCCUACUCCAACUCCUCCACCCAGCUGGUGGUGCGCUGGUCCCCCCCCCUCUCCCCCAACGGGAACCACACCUACUACCUGCUGCUAUGGCAACAGCAGAACGAGGACCGGGAGCUCUACAAGCACAACUACUGCUCUAAGGAACUGAAGGUGCCCAUCAGGAUCGCCGCUAAGGGGGUGGGGGACCAGGAGGAGGACUCCAAGCCCACCAAGCAGGACCAGGAGGGGGGGGACCCGGGAUCCUGCUGCCCCUGCCCCAAGUCGGCGGAGGACCUGGAGGCCGAGGCCGCCGACGCCUCCUACCGCAAAGUGUUUGAGAACUUCCUGCACAACUCCAUCUUCACACCACGCCCCCCAGACCGUCGCCGUAGGGACGUGGUCGCCGGGGCCCCCAACGCCACGGUGUCGCGCGGCACAGAGCGGCUGUACGCCAACAGCUCGGUGGCCCCGCCCCUCCGCGCCGGCAGGCUGAACAGCAGUGGGCCGGCGCCGCUGGUCCCGCCCCUGCAGCAGUUCGACUUCAUGGAGCAGGAGGUGGGGGAGCGCGAGCUGCAGAUCUCGGGCCUGCAGCCCUUCACCGUGUACCGCAUCGACGUGCACGCAUGCAACCGCCAGGUGCGCCACUGCAGCGCCGCCGAGUGGGUCUUCUCCAGGACCAAGCCCGCAGAGAGAGCUGACGACAUCCCAGGACAGGUGACCUGGGAGGGCCACGAGGACUGGGUCUCCCUGCACUGGCCAGAACCCCCCCGGCCCAAUGGACUCAUCCUCAUGUACGAGAUCAAGUACCGCCUGGCCUCCGAGUCGGAGAAGCACGAGUGUGUGUCCCGUCAGAUGUACCAGGAGCAACGCGGGGCCCGUCUGUCCAACCUGACCCCGGGGAACUACUCGGCCCUGGUGAGGGCCACCUCCCUGGCCGGGAAUGGCUCCUGGACCCCGCCCGUGAGCUUCUACGUGGCAGAACGAUAUGAGAGCGUCGUCUACAUCCUGAUCUUCAUCUUCAUCAUCAUCCUCCUGAUCUGCAUCGCCAUCCCCCUGCUCUUCAUCUUCAACAAGAAGAGGAACAGCGAUCGGCUGGGUAAUGGAGUCCUCUAUGCGUCGGUCAACCCAGAGUACUUCAGCGCAGCAGAGAUGUAUGUUCCUGACGAGUGGGAGGUUGCCCGGGAGAAGAUCAAGCUGGCACGGGAGCUGGGCCAGGGCUCGUUCGGCAUGGUGUACGAGGGUCUGGCCAAGGGCGUGGUCAAGGACGAGGCGGAGACGCGCGUGGCGGUGAAGACGGUCAACGAGUCGGCCAGCAUGCGGGAGCGCAUCGAGUUCCUCAACGAAGCCUCCGUCAUGAAGGAGUUCAACUGUCACCAUGUGGUGCGUCUGCUGGGCGUGGUCUCCCAGGGCCAGCCCACCCUGGUCAUCAUGGAGCUGAUGACCCGAGGAGACUUGAAGAGCUACCUGCGCUCCCUGCGGCCUAAAGAGACGGAGACCCUCUGCCUCCCUCCUCUGAAAAAGAUGAUCCAGAUGGCCGGAGAGAUCGCCGAUGGCAUGGCCUACCUCCACGCCAACAAGUUCGUCCACAGAGACCUUGCCGCCAGGAACUGCAUGGUGACCAACGACUUCACAGUCAAGAUCGGAGACUUUGGCAUGACCAGGGACAUCUAUGAGACCGAUUAUUACCGUAAGGGAGGUAAAGGACUGCUGCCUGUCCGCUGGAUGUCCCCAGAGUCCCUGAAAGACGGAGUCUUCACCACCAACUCAGACGUCUGGUCGUUUGGCGUGGUGAUGUGGGAGGUGGUGACCCUGGCGGAGCAGCCCUACCAGGGGAUGUCCAACGAACAGGUCCUCCGCUUCGUCAUGGACGGGGGAGUCCUGGAGAAACCAGAGCACUGUCCUCACCUGAUAUUCGAGCUCAUGCGUCUCUGCUGGCAGUUCAACCCCAAGAUGCGCCCGUCCUUCCCAGAGAUCAUCGGCAGCGUGGAGGAGGAGCUGCAGCCCUCCUUCAGGGACCUCAGCUUCUUCUACAACCAGGCCACCCACACAGACACGCCCCCCACCCCCGCCCCCUCGCUGGCCCAGAGCCCCCAGACGCCUGGCUCCGCCCCCUCCACGCCGGCCCCGCCCGCCUCUACCGCGGACAUACAGCCGGCGGCCAACGGGGAGACGGGGGCGGGACUCAGGCUGCCGUCGCCCGAGGAGUUGCCGUCGUACGCCCACAUGAACGGACGCAAGAACAACUGUUGACUGAACCCCCAAACCCCCCCACCCCUCACAGACAUAAACACUUCCUCCGCUCGGAGGGAGGAGAGUUUCUUUCUCUCGUUCUCAGAGAGUCUUAUGAUGCUGAGCUACGGGGGCAUGUCUUCAGUCAGACCCUCCAGUAGAGGCUGUGAAACACAGAUGGUAGUUCUGCCUUAUUGUUGCCAAAAUGUAUCCUCCAUGUUUUUUGGGGGCGGGGGUGUGUGUCUGACCCCCGUCGUCCGGUUCGACCCCGAUUCUCCGCCGUCACCGUAGAGACCGGGCUUCAGAGCUUGACGAGCUAUGAACCAUUACGAGCGCUCGACCCGGACAGGGCGUCCACCAUGAAGAAACACUCCACAAAUCGAUCCACCAUGGGAGAGGUCCGAACCGCGAACCCUCUGACAUGACCAGAUCCGUGUCACCACUCCACCCCUACAGAGCGUCUGAGCCCAGAGAACCGUCUACAGUGCAGAGUUCAGCACUCCAGAGAAGCACUCCACUCCCUGUGGAUCUACAGCCAGAUCACCACUACUCUACUUCCUGCCUUUACCUGGGGUUUCGUGUCUACAAAACCUGCUGCUAUCUCCUCCCCCUUUCUUCCCGUUUUUUGGUUUCCGGUCUCAACUCGAACCUAAAGCCGAGCGUUUCGGCCGCGUGGGACCUGGGCUUGUCGGAGAGCGAUGUCGUCUGUGAGGUGGCGCCCCUUCAUGUGAAGGCUGUGUCUUCGUCCUCCCAUAAGCCUGACUGGCAAUUAUCCUCCUCGUCAUCGUCAACCUCCUUAAGGCCGUGGUCCAGAAGUGAGGUUCGGAGGGGGGGGGGGGGGGGAGGAAUCGGCUCCCGUGCUCCCCCCCCCCCCCCCUCCCCCCCCAUCUCCAUGGAGAGACCACUGGAAGCCCCUCCCACUCCAUCCUGGCCCCGCCCAGAGGGCCACCAGGGAAUCAUUUAAACGCUCCGUUCACUACAAAACUUUUCGAGCUCGGAGGCUCAAUCUUUUUUUUUUCUCUUCCCGACCGGAAUAUUUAUUUUCCUUUUUUUUAUGUAUUUUAUUUUAUUUUCAGAAUGUGUAAAAUCACUGUACAUGUAAAUUACCUGCUAGUCUCUCCCACUCCUCUUCUUUGAUUUUGUGCUCUUGCUGCCGUUUGUCAGCAUCCAUCUACCUCACUGUUUAGUUGUCAGAAAUGGAUGUCUACACUCCUCACAUAAACACAUACUCCCGGACGCAGUAACCCGGUCUGGCCAGCAGGGGGCAGCAUUGCGGACGGGAGCCGCCUGCAGGCUGUUGCAGGGUGGAAGGUUACCAUUGGGUUUUCGGUCGCAAGGGGUCGGCCGUGCUGAAGUGCCCGCGGUCCAGCAAGGGUCAGUUGCUCCUACCGACCUGUCCAGAGUCCAUGAGAGGGUAUGGAGGGAAGUACGGUACAGCAGAUGUUUUAAAGGAUUGUGAGAUACGGGAAGGAGAGCUCCAAUUUCCCUGGGAAAACAAGACACAUUUCUUUGUUUUUGUUUUUGCAAUUUAGGAAAUCUUUAAAGGAAAACGAAUUAAGUUUUCUGUUUUUUUGUUUAAAAAAAAUCCUGAUUAGAAAAAUUAAAAAAAUCCCUGUUCUGUACAGAUGUUUUUACGUUUUUUUAUAUAAAUAUAUAUGAUGAAAGCAUAAAUAUAUCUUCUGUGGUUGAAAAGGAUCAGUUUGAGGAUGCAGAGUUUGAUUUGUCAUUUUUGUGUGUGUGUGUGUGUGUGUGUGUGUGUGUGUGUGUGUGUGUGUGUGUGUGUGUGUGUGUGUGUGUGUGUGUGUGUGUGUGUGUGUGUGUGUGUGUGUGUGUGUCUCUUAAUGGCAGCCUGUUUAAGACGUGGACCAGUACAAAAUGUGUUUUCUCGGACUGUCUACCAUCUGACAACAUGUGUGCGUCACAGCCAAUUCGAUCCUGGCGGGAUGGUGUUUUCUUUUUUAACAAUCGGUUGGACUGAUUGGCUGUACAGAAUGAUGUUCAAAUUAGUUGGCUGUCGACCAGACAACUCAGCUGGCCAUGUCUGAUUGGUUGCUGUGAAACGCACACAUAUAUACACACACACACACACAUGGGUGUGUGUUGGCCGUGUUCAGGUCGAGUCAGUUCGGACCUGUUAUCAACUUGAAUUGUUGAAUUGAACUGAUUGUUGUUGGGUUUAUGUUUUGUUAUUAAUGACAGUAAUUUUGUAUGCGCAACCUGUGACUAAGCAGUAAAAGAAUAAUAUAUAUUUUUUGUUUUUCCGUUUUGUACGUUUCUUUUGAAAUAAGGUUGUAUUGUCUACGGGCUGCUGUGAGUUCUGGGAAUUAUGGAGCAGCUGUUGGUUUAUUGCUGUCUUUUUUUCUAAGAGUUUACCACAUGACUUAAGGUGAAUAAAAAACGUAUGCAAAA